Molecule: messenger RNA, 642 nt
Organism: Colletotrichum destructivum
Lineage: Eukaryota; Fungi; Ascomycota; Sordariomycetes; Glomerellales; Glomerellaceae
Product: Putative YbiA-like superfamily protein
Exons: 1
Coding region: 1-642 (213 amino acids)
Source: RefSeq, a predicted model, not a curated record
AUGACUCUUCCACGCCCAGAUCGUCCCGAACAACAACACUCGCAGAGCGAAGAGCAGGACGAUCCGCUAUUCUUCUACAUGCCCGACGCGCAAUGGGGCGAGUUCUGCCAGUGGUACAAGUCCAGCUUCACUGUCAGUAAAGAGGAAAUAUCCAAGCUUGUCGGACAUACCGUGGACGAGCGGGGCCCUGUAGGGCUGAUUACAUUCAACUGCGCCGAACAGUUCAUGAUGUACUGUAAAGCUGCACGGUUCCGCGAUACAGCCCGGCAGGCUCGCGUGCUUGCAACAGACAGUCCCAAGGAGCAAAAGCGGCUUGGAAAAGAAACAGUUGGGUUCACAGCGGAAAGCUGGGAUCAGGUGAAGAGUGCUGUUGUUGAGGCGGGCAACAUCGCAAAGUUUGGCCAAAACCCACACUUGGGACGGAAACUGCUGGAUACAGGCAACCGAUUGCUCUGUGAGGCCGCAUCGCGCGACCGCGUCUGGGGCAUCGGGUAUACCGCAAAGCAUGCCAUGACUCAACGGAAGCAUUGGGGGGAGAACCGGCUGGGCAAAGCAUUGAUAGCGACAAGGGACCAUCUCCGAGAACAGGAGGCACGACAGCAACGCCCGUGGGAACAUUGGGAGGACGUGGACGAAUCUUAG